This is a messenger RNA of Urocitellus parryii (Arctic ground squirrel), 2055 nucleotides long. It is a transcript of the gene Pam16, whose product is annotated as presequence translocase associated motor 16. Gene Ontology annotation, cellular component: TIM23 mitochondrial import inner membrane translocase complex. NCBI's taxonomy places the organism in Eukaryota, Metazoa, Chordata, Mammalia, Rodentia, Sciuridae. Gene Ontology annotation, biological process: protein import into mitochondrial matrix. The record is from RefSeq and is a predicted model, not a curated record.
CGCGCUUUGCUGUCUCCUUUAACCUCUGACCCGCCGGCCGCCCUUGAGCCGGCGCGGCGGGGCCAGGAAGCGGGAGUCCGCGACCCCGAGGCAGAGCGGUCGCAAUGGCCAAGUACCUGGCCCAAAUCAUUGUGAUGGGCGCACAGGUGGUAGGCAGAGCCUUUGCUCGGGCCCUGCGGCAGGAGUUUGCAGCCAGCCGAGCCGCAGCUGAUGCCCGGGGACGAGCUGGGCACCAGUCUGCAGCUGCAUCCAACCUCUCUGGCCUCAGUCUUCAGGAGGCCCAGCAGAUUCUCAACGUCUCCAAACUGAGUCCCGAGGAGGUCCAGAAGAACUAUGAACAUCUGUUUAAGGUGAAUGAUAAAUCCGUGGGCGGCUCCUUCUACCUACAGUCCAAGGUUGUCCGGGCAAAGGAGCGCCUGGAUGAGGAACUCAGAAUCCAGGCCCAGGAGGAGAAAGAGAAAGAGCAGGUGCCCAGAACGUGACCAUGCAGCUCUCCUCUCCCUGCCACCUCUUAACUUAUAGCUUGUUCCCGGCUGGGCUGACCUGCUUUCAGCCUCACAUUGAGGCUGGCACCUAAAGGCUGAAGAGAAACCCCAGAUCAGGGGCUUUAGGUAAUAUUGUUGGGAGACCCCAAAGCUGAGCACAGAGACAGACAGUCUAAGGUCAGCCCCGUUCCUAGCUUGUUCAUGACACAGAAACCAUCUUUGCAACUCACUUUUAUUGUUUCUUUAUAAACUUCCUCUCACAUGGAGGAAUAUAUUGUUAUAGUCAUUAGCUUAUCUCUUUUUUAAACUCUAUGCUAACAGCAAUGGAGCCAAGAGRAGGAAAAACAUAAGCUACAAUAGAAAGGCACUUAGAACCUGUUAAAAUACUGAUAUCCUGGAAUGUGCAACAAUAAACCAACAACAAYGAAAAGUAUACUGGCCCUUCCAAGCCUGGUCUAUCACCAAAUCACAUGCUGAGCUAAUGUCACCUUCCAGUGCCCUAUUCCUCUGCUCCUGGGCUUGAGUCAAACCAUAUAUCCCCCAAGCUAAGGACUGAAGGCCUAGGGCCCUAACAGGGAUGAGGGGGGUGCUUGGGUCCAGGGUGGACCCAAAGAAARAAGACCAGCUCCUUUCUACCUUGCUCACAGCCCCAUCAAGGGGCAGAGCCAGCMUGGCCAGGCCCUGUCAGGACUGGGGUUCUAAGACCAGCAGCAGGGACUGCCAGGUCAGGGUGACCCUUCUAGGACAGAAGGGCAGUCCAGGAAAGAGUGGGAGCAGAACUGCUCAGAGGAACCACAGGGCUAUGGAGGACCCCACUGCCAUCUGGUGGCUCUUUUGUUCUAUGGGUGGGGAAUUGGAGGGGGUUGGCUAUUUUGCAGCCUAGUGACAAAGGUGCUCUAGAAGCCAGAGCUCCCAGCUGCUGGCAGGAAGGGAACAAAAGCCCCAGGGUUGGUUGAGUGGGACAUGCUGGGAUAGCCUAACUUCUGGAGAUUGGGCAGUGGGAUCAAUAACCUAUAUCCUUGGCAUACUCUGGCCCCUGCAUAGUAGCUAGACCCUAGGGGAGCUGGCUAAGUGGGAGUCUCUUAGGAUCAGGCUCAACUGAGAAAAAGCCAGAGGCAACAACAUCCCAAGUCCAGCUCCUUCCUCCAGCCAGCUCUUCCCAGGCAGAGGGGCUGGGCCUGCCCGUAGCCAUGCUUGGCUGCCCAGUCUCCCACAGACCCAGGCCUCAGUCAAUGGCCAGAAAGCUCCCCCCACUUCCUCCCCUGCAUGCUGUCUUGGUACCUUAAGACCAGAAGCUGCCUCUUGCCUCAGUACCAGUGCCCUGUAGGCCUCUCCAUGAGGCCAGUCCCAGCUGGGAUGACCAAGAUGGAGCCUGGCCUGGCCCUCCUGUUGGGCCUGGAUUAAGUCCUAGCACCAGGGCUGUSCAUCUGACACCUUCCCUCCCUGGCUCCAUGUUUCCCAUACGCUCAGGAUGCCUGAGUCAGAUCCUUCCAGGGUAUAGGGGCAAGUGAGUGGUCAGCUGGCCCUUCACCUGGRAAUGUUGCUGGCCCUCUGGCACAGGCUGAAUGAG